AUGGAGUCCAAAAGAAAAGCUCAGAUCGAUCUGAGACAGAGAUUCAACACAGAUCCAACUCUCAAGAAGCGAAAGAACAAGGACAUACCUUUGGGAUUUGCAGAGAGAAAAGACAAAUCUGAUCGGAGGAGCCUCAAAUUCCGUGCACCCCCUACUAUUUUAGCAAGCCUGAAAGCACCACGAGCGACACAGCAGGUGAACAUCCCCACCAUUGAUCUGAAAGGAGGAAGCGUACACUACAAGGAUCAAGACUUGACGACGCGGAGGAACGUUGUGGAGCAGAUCAGAGAAGCGUCUGAGAAAUGGGGUUUCUUCAGAGUAACCAACCACGGGAUCUCGCUCGAGUUGCAGGAGAGGAUGCUUGGAGGGAUUCGUGGGUUUCACGAGCAAGACUUGCAAGUUAGGAAGCAAUUCUACUCUCGUGAUCACACUCGAAACUUUCUUUACUACACCAACGUUGAUCUCUUCACCUCUGCCUCAGCCACCUGGAGAGACACCGUUAUUUGUUAUACGGCUCCGGAUCCUCCCCGAUCUCAGGACUUGCCCGCCGUCUUCGGGGAUGUCAUGUUGGAGUACUCAAAGGAAGUGAUGAGUUUAGGUGAAUUGAUCUUUGAGCUUCUGUCAGAGGCUUUAGGAUUGAACACUAACCACCUCAAGGAAAUGGAUUGCGCCAAGUCUCAAAUGAUGACUGGCCAGUACUACCCACCUUGCCCUCAGCCUGACCUUACUUUAGGCUUAAGCAAGCACAGUGAUUUUGCUUUUCUCACCGUUCUACUUCAGGACAAUAUUGGAGUUCAAGUUUUCCAUGACCAAGCCUGGAUGGAUGUUCCUCCUGCCCCUGGAGAUCUUGUCAUUAACAUUGGAGAUCUUCUACAGUUCAUAACCAAUGACAAGUUCAUAAGCGCGGAGCAUAGGGUGAUAGCGCAUGAAUCUUCUGAAGCGCGUGUUUCAGUGCCAUGUUUCUUCACCACGUUCAAGAAGGCGAAUCCUCGAGUAUAUGGACCCAUCAAAGAGCUCCUCUCAGAAGAUAACCCUCCCAAGUAUAGGGACUGUUCCAUCACCGAGUUUUCAAACAUCUUCAGUUCAAAAGAGAUCACCAUUACUAGGUUACUCCAUCUCAGGAUCUGA
Molecule: messenger RNA, 1128 nt
Organism: Brassica oleracea var. oleracea
Lineage: Eukaryota; Viridiplantae; Streptophyta; Magnoliopsida; Brassicales; Brassicaceae
Product: 1-aminocyclopropane-1-carboxylate oxidase homolog 4-like
Source: RefSeq, a predicted model, not a curated record